AUAGCUUGAGAGAGUCAGGGAGACACAUAUUUUAAUCUUAAAUUAUGUAAUUACAUGUUAGUGUGUAAUUUCUAUUUCCAAUCGGCUGAACAAAGCGAUUGCGACUCAAAAUCAAGCACUGUCACACAUACUUCCUGUUUUGUGAUACACUCUAUAUAACAAGAACAACAACCUUGUGGUAACUGGUAACUAAACAUUUUGAAUGAAAUGAGUUCACGUUCAAGAAAUCCAUUUGUACGCACAAACACAAAGACUUCGAUAUGGUCACAAUGUAGUCCUGAAAUUCUGCGACUUCAGGAAGACAAGGAGCGGAAACAGAAUUGGAAGCGCUGGGGUCCUUAUUUGUCAGAACGGCAAUGGGGAACAGUUCGAGAAGACUAUUCAGCAGAUGGUGGAUGUUGGGACUAUUUCUCCCAUGACCAAGCACGAUCUCGAGCAUAUCGUUGGGGUGAAGAUGGAUUGCUGGGUAUAACGGACAGACAAUGCCGACUUUGUUUUGCCCUUGCUUUGUGGAAUGGAAGAGAUCCUAUUUUAAAAGAAAGAUUGUUUGGCUUGACAGGACCUGAAGGUAACCAUGGGGAAGAUGUAAAAGAAUGCUAUUAUUAUCUUGAUUCACUGCCAACUCACAGCUAUAUGAAAGCGUUGUACAAAUACCCACAAAAUGAGUUUCCAUAUGGCUGGCUUGUUGAAGAAAAUAGGAAAAGGAGUGUUCAUGAUUUGGAAUUUGAACUGUGUGAUACUGGUGUAUUUGAUGAUAGUAGGUAUUGGGAUGUGAUGGCAGAAUAUGCUAAGAAUUCUCCUGACGAUAUCUUAAUAAAUAUAACCAUUAGCAACAGGGGAUCAGAAGCAGCUACUAUCCAUGUGUUGCCCACACUUUGGUUCAGAAACACUUGGAUAUGGGGAUGUAAACAUGAAGGUUGUACAAUGAAAGCAAAGAUUAGUCAGGAUGGUGAGGGACGUGUAAGGACAAAACAUGAUGUAUUGCAAGAAUUUGUGUGUGAUUUUGAGGGAUCAACAAAAGGGAAGGCACCUGUGUUGCUUUUCACGGAAAAUGAAACAAAUUCUGAGAAACUCUUCAACAUUGCUCAAUACACUCCUUAUACAAAAGAUGCUUUUCAUCGUUACAUCAUCAAUGAUGAAACAGAAGCUGUGUGUCCUUCAGGGAAAGGCACAAAGGUUGCUGCGCAUCAUGUGUUAGACAUCCCAGGAGGAGAGGAACGUGUACUGCGAUGUCGUCUUACGAUUGCAAAGGAAGCUGGGCAGGAACCAUUUGGUGCUGACUUUGAAAAGAUUUUCCAAACUAGAAAGGAUGAUGCAGAUGCAUUUUAUGAUAAAGUCAUUCCAGAUUCACUGAACUCAGAUGAAAGACUCGUAGCGAGACAAUCAUAUGCUGGAUUAUUAUGGACAAAGCAAUUUUAUCAUUACAUCAUUAAAGAUUGGUUAGAGGGUGAUCCAGAACAACCUUCGCCCCCUGCAAGACGAGCAAGCGGGCGCAAUUCUCAGACGGAGUGGAGAAAUCUUUUCAACAGAGACAUUAUAUCGAUGCCAGACAAAUGGGAAUAUCCUUGGUAUGCUUCUUGGGAUCUUGCCUUUCACAUGAUUCCAAUGGCUAAAAUCGACCCAGAGUUUGCAAAGUCUCAACUUCUUCUUUUUCUUCGGGAAUGGUACAUGUCCCCAAAUGGUCAAUUGCCUGCGUACGAGUUUGCUUUGAGUGAUGUUAAUCCUCCUGUUCACGCGUGGGCAUGUCUCUCUGUAUAUAAAAUGUCAGGGCCUAAAGGACAGCGAGACAACUUAUUUCUAGCACGAUGUUUUCAAAAACUUUUGUUGAAUUUUACUUGGUGGGUGAAUAGAAAAGACCCAAACGGUCAAAAUAUUUUUGGUGGUGGAUUUUUGGGUCUUGAUAACAUCGGUGUCUUUGAUAGGUCUAAGCCGCUUCCUACUGGCGGUCAUUUGGAACAGGCGGAUGGCACAGCGUGGAUGGCAUUCUAUUGCAUAAUUAUGUUGUCUAUUGCCUUGGAACUAGCUGUGUGGAGCGAUCCCAGCUAUGAAGAUAUGGCUUCAAAAUUUUUCGAACAUUUUGUGGAAAUUUCUGACGCGAUGAACCACAAAGGAUUGUGGGAUGAGGAAGAUGGAUUCUACUAUGAUCAAUUGCGACUUGAUGAUCAUUGUGAAGCUCGACUACGCGUGAGAUCCAUGGUUGGUCUCAUACCGUUGUACGCAUGUCUUGUAAUAAAUGACGAAUACGUGAAUAAACUUCCUGGUUUCAAAAAGCGAAUGGAUUGGUUCUUAAAGAACAGGGAAGAUUUAAAGGAGGAGAUCACCUUUGAUGUCAGAGUGGACGGAGAUUCAAGUUAUCACCAUUUACUCGCCAUUCCUUCUCCAGAUAAACUACGGUCGGUGCUCAAACAUUUGCUUCAUGAAGAAGAAUUUCUUUCACCGUACGGAAUACGUGCUUUAUCUCGCUACCAUAAGGAUAAUCCAUUCGAAGUUAACGUGCAAGGUGAAGUACAUCGUGUUGAGUAUGUUUCAGGAGAGUCAAAUACAUACAUGUUUGGUGGUAAUAGUAAUUGGAGAGGACCUAUUUGGCUUUGUGUGAAUUAUCUUCUUGUGGAGUGUCUUGAGAGAUACGACUAUUAUUUUGGCAAAGAUUUUACCAUAGAAUGUCCGACUGGGUCUGGUAAACUCAUGAGACUUCGUGAAGUGAGCAUCGAAAUUCGUAAUCGUCUUGCGGGAAUAUUUUUAGCGGACGAGAAGGGACGCAGACCAUGUCAUGGGGAUGACAAGAGAUACGCCGAGGAUGAACAUUGGAAAAAUCUUGUUCUUUUUUAUGAAUUUUUUGAUGGUGAUACCGGGCGAGGUUGUGGAGCAAGUCAUCAAACUGGAUGGACGGCUGUUAUCACACGUUGUUUUGACAAAAUUGCUGCUGAUCGAGAAGAAAGUCAGCCUUAGCAGUUUUAAUGUGGAGUGAAACUUUAGAGAAUGGUUUAUGCCAGCAUGUUUGUAGUUUAAUUUACAUAUGAAUCAAGGCCAUUAUAGCCAAUCCAGUUUUUCUUGAAAAUAACUAGAGAUGAAUCAGAUCAUAAGAAAGUGAGUGUUAAAAAACAUUGGGUGAUCAACAGUAAAUUUAAUUUAUCUAUGAA
Molecule: messenger RNA, 3140 nt
Organism: Xenia sp. Carnegie-2017
Lineage: Eukaryota; Metazoa; Cnidaria; Anthozoa; Malacalcyonacea; Xeniidae
Exons: 14
Coding region: 208-2949 (913 amino acids)
Biological process (GO): protein N-linked glycosylation; oligosaccharide metabolic process
Cellular component (GO): endoplasmic reticulum membrane
Molecular function (GO): Glc3Man9GlcNAc2 oligosaccharide glucosidase activity
Source: RefSeq, a predicted model, not a curated record